This is a messenger RNA of Ficedula albicollis (Collared flycatcher), 438 nucleotides long. It is a transcript of the gene S100A11, whose product is annotated as S100 calcium binding protein A11. The coding region runs from base 128 to 421 and encodes 97 amino acids. The transcript is spliced from 3 exons. Gene Ontology annotation, molecular function: calcium ion binding; calcium-dependent protein binding. Gene Ontology annotation, cellular component: cytoplasm. The record is from RefSeq and is a predicted model, not a curated record. NCBI's taxonomy places the organism in Eukaryota, Metazoa, Chordata, Aves, Passeriformes, Muscicapidae. Gene Ontology annotation, biological process: regulation of cell population proliferation.
GUUGCCGCUGGAAACGGGAAUUGCCCAACGCACCCGGGGCUGACUCAGCCCGGGCGGGGCUCACGGACUUUCUUUUCCCGAGUUUUUUUCCGGAUCUGACAAUUCCAACCCAGAGCGGAGCCCAGCCAUGCCCACGGAGACGGAGCGCUGCAUCGAGUCGCUGCUGGCCGUGUUCCAGCGCUACGCCGGAAAGGAGGGGAGCUCCUGCACCCUGUCCAAGCGGGAAUUCCGGGCGUUCAUGGAAACCGAGCUGGCCGCCUUCACCAAGAACCAGAAGGAUCCAGGCGUGGUGGACAGGAUGAUGAAGAAGCUGGACAUGAACAGCGACGGGCAGCUGGAUUUCCAGGAAUUCCUGAACCUCAUCGGGGGCAUCGCCGUGGCCUGCCACGACUCCCUGAUCCUCAAAUCCCCCAAUCCAUAAAUCCAGAGGCUCUGGAU